Molecule: messenger RNA, 3284 nt
Organism: Schistocerca americana (American grasshopper)
Lineage: Eukaryota; Metazoa; Arthropoda; Insecta; Orthoptera; Acrididae
Exons: 12
Coding region: 208-3012 (934 amino acids)
Molecular function (GO): protein binding
Source: RefSeq, a predicted model, not a curated record
GUUGACCCGCUAAAGAGGUUCUAUGCACAUUUUGACAUUAGACGCAUUGUUUAUUUUGUUUAUCUGUGGAUUAUGUUGACACUAGGAGGUGUUUUGUUGUGCGUCAGUGUAGGAGAUACAGUGAGAGUGAAAUACGUAUGGAACUGCUGCUAAAAUUGCCCUUUUUCACGGCGUCGCUCCAUUCGUAAUACAAUUUAUUGUAGCGUGAUGUCGUUUACUGUUCCGAAACUAGCUGUGAAAGACAGCUUCGACGAAGAUGAUGGGAGCGAUGAUGUUGAGGACGAAGUGUUUAUUCGUGACGGUAGAAAUGGUUUCAAAGUGGACGAAGAAAGAGGAGUGAAACGACCACUUAUGGCCCCAAGAAGGAAAUUAAAAAGCACACAUCUUCAAAACGAAACUGGCAAAGUUUCGUCCUGUAAAGUUUUCUGCGUACCUUGUUGUUACGGUGUAAUAGCAUUGACGGCACUUUUAGGUCUGAUAAUGCUUGUGGUGUUUCUUAUUAUGUGGUUCCCAUUUCCUCUGGAUCAAGUUGCAUUCUGGAGACUGGGUCAGCACAGCAAUAUUGGAGGUUCCUCAGCUCCUUGUACAGAAAUACGAGUAACUGACAUCUGGAAGAAGAAUUUUCCUAAGUUUACAUCAGAGUCUGCAGUUCAGCUGAAUGAUGUUAAUGAUGAUGGAAUAGAUGAUGUGAUCAUUGGUUACGGGACAGGAGCUGAUGGUGAUACAGACCCAAAAUUUGUAUGCACUGUGUACUUUAAUGGGGCCUCACCUUGUUUUGGUGGCCUUUUGGCACUUGAUGGCUUAACAGGGAAUGUUUUAUGGCAACACUGGGCACCCCACACUGUUUUUAGAGUUGACUGCAAUGCAGAUGUUACGGGUGAUAAGAUUAAAGACUGUUUGGCAACUGGGAAAGGAGGUGUAUUCCGAGUAAUCAAUGGACAUGAUGGCAGUCUUGUAUGGCAUAUGCAGUCGCAAACUUCCUCUCCAUUACAUCAUCUGAAUGUCUACACUGGCCGUUUUAUCCAUGAUGUUGAUGGUGAUGGUGUACUGGAUAUCGUGGCAACACAUACAGAAGAGACUUUAGAUGGUGAUGGGGUGACAUCUUUGCUGGGUCAUCUCAUGCUUGUGAGUGGCCGUCAUGGCAGAAUGCUCCAGAGUGUACCUACACCAGGAAGAGAGGAAAGCUACUAUGCUCCUCAAAUUCUUAUUCGUUCAGAUGGAGAAAAUGUAGUUAUAUUUGGAACUGGUGGCCACAACUCAGCUGGAGGUCUCUACGUCGUCUCAUUACAGGAACUCAUGUUAGGAGAAAUGCAACAUGUAAAAGUCCUCUAUAGAGAUGAGUUCAAAGGCAUAAUGUCACCAUCCGUACUAGCUGAUAUAACUCAUGAUGAUGUAGAGGAUAUAAUAACUGCAGCUUUCAAUUCAACUGUUCUGGCAUUUGAUGGGCAGCGUUUGAAAAUGUUGUGGAAUUACACUGUUCCCAAUUCUGAGACUUUCAGUAUGCCCACACCUGGUUACUUCAAUGAUGAUGAUACGCCAGAUUUUUUGGUGAAAUACCAGACAGGACCUGGUUUUCCAGUCUACUAUUAUUCACAGACAUUAAUACUUGAUGGCAAAAGUGGUGCUCUUAUCAUAGAUGAACCACUAAUUGACACUGCAGGCUCUCAAACUGGAGGCCUCACUAUUAGCAUGGAUGGAAUGGGAAAUGACGUGUUUUUGUAUUGGAGUGCUGACUGUCUGGGACAUGAAAAAGCCCAGGAUGUGUAUGCGUUCAUGCCAAAUACACCUAUACAAGUGCAGAGCAGAGCCAAUAUCUGUAAGCUGCGAUUCAAUGCCACAUUAAUAACAAAGCUGCUAGCAUUGAGUCAGCAUUUGGAACCACCUGGAGUGGCUGUGUAUUCUUCAGAGGACUACAGGGCUUUUGAAUAUAACAACACAGUUAAUGGGUCUACUGAAUUGCAAAAUUACAUUGAUAAACAUCCAGACUUUUGGGAAAUGUAUGGAAGGCAGAAGAUUCUGGGAAAAGAAGCUGAAUUUGAGGGAGAGGAACUUGCAGAGAGUGAGCCUAAUUUCAGAUCGAAAGGCAGCUCAUCUCACAUUCCAGAAAGUGAGCACAAAAAUACUCAGGACCAUUAUUUAAGAGGGCCAUACCAAGUCAUGAAUCGUGGUCGCAACAGGAAGCCCAGUAGCCAUAUGUUUAUUGGAGAAGAUGAGGAAACAUUGCCAAGUUACAAUGGAAAUAAUGACUAUCCAGACGUGAGGAAACAUGGUAUCAGUUUGCCAAGACAACAUAAAUCAAAUUCAGAAUGGAGACAUGAGUGGCAGAACUCACCUAUCUCAACACAGGAUGAGAGAAUAGUUGACAAGCAUAAAAUCAAUAAUUAUCAGAAUAUGAACCCACCUUCUGAUGUUCUUGAAAAUUCAUUGCCAACCCAUGAUUCAGAUUAUGACUUGAUGUAUGACCCAGCAGCAGAAGACUCAUUAACUGUUCACCCAAGACAGAGGGACGAAAGAAGUAGUCAGCAAACUGAACUAAAUCAGAAACAAAAAAUCCAAUCUAGUGCAGAUGUUCUUGGAAUACAACGGCUCACUUCUGCAGGUGUGUUAGCAACACCAACUGUAAUUGCAAGUGACACUGAAAGCAUUGAUGUUAUUUUUGCUACUUACUGGAUACAGCCAUCUCCCAAUGUUAAUAUUCUGUCAGCAAAACAGAUUGAAUGUAUAGAGAAAAAACUUCAAGGCAAAUAUUUUGGAGCAGAAAAAGAGUCUCUUAAGAUGAGAGUAGUUAAGGAGUGUUAUAACACAAAAAUAGUGGAAAAGAAGCCUGAGCCAACACCAUUUUCCAUAAAUACUGGACAGAUGACUGUUUACAGACUAAGACUAAGUUGUGUGUGUAAGAACACAAAUAGUGAAGAUGGGUGUGCAAAUGUUUUGCCCAUGUACAGACAAAGUUGGCCAACUGCUGCAGGAAUUCUAAGCACUGGUUACUUCAAACCUAGAAACUCAGUAUAGGGGCAAAACAGAAAUGUACAGUUACGGGUAGCCUCUAAGAAAUGUAUAAUUUAAUGCAGUAUAAUCUAUGCCUAUUUGUUGUGCUUCAGUUUUGCAGCCUAAGUACAGUAUAUGACUAUUAAUUCCUUAUUGUUUAUACACAACUUUGGUGUUCUGUUCCAGUAAUUAUUUAUAUAAAGAAUUUGCUGGUGAUGAACUGUAUUGUACUGAUUGCAUCAUAUUAUGAGUAUGUAUGCUACAUUUAUUAAUUAAAAGCAAUUAUACAGCACAUA